Pecten maximus is the source of this 2772-nucleotide messenger RNA. RefSeq names its product cytosolic non-specific dipeptidase-like. The record is from RefSeq and is a predicted model, not a curated record. NCBI's taxonomy places the organism in Eukaryota, Metazoa, Mollusca, Bivalvia, Pectinida, Pectinidae. The coding region runs from base 144 to 1598 and encodes 484 amino acids. Gene Ontology annotation, molecular function: metallodipeptidase activity. The transcript has 14 exons. Gene Ontology annotation, biological process: proteolysis.
GGUCCGUACUUUUUAAAACAAAUGUUGUUAGCCUACAUGGUAGGCUAUCAUCUGAUCGUAUCAUCACGUGAAAACGAUACUACAUCCGGUUGGAUAUUAGUAGACUACUGUAGGCCUACCACCGAAGUAACACAGUCUGCACGAUGGACCGCACAGCCAACGCCAGUGCUUUGCCUGUAGACAUGAAUGUAUUAUUCGCACAAAUAGAUAAGAAUCAGGAAGCCUAUAUUGAACGCCUGAAAGAGGCAGUUUCCAUCAAAAGUGUGUCAGCAUGGCCUGAGAACCGUAAAGAUAUCGUACGUAUGGCAGAAUGGACAGAGAAACUGAUGAAAUCUUUGGGUGCUGAGACAGAAUUGAUAUCUUUAGGAGACCAAGACCUUGGAGGAGGCAAGACAAUCCCACUCCCACCAGUCCUGCAAGGCACUCUGGGUAAAGACCCUGCCAAAAAAACCCUGCUUGUUUACGGACAUCUGGAUGUACAACCAGCUCUGAAGGAGGAUGGAUGGGACCAAGACGAUCCCUUCAAAGCAAUUGUGAAGGAUGGGAAGAUCUAUGGCAGGGGCUCAACAGAUGACAAGGGUCCAGUACUGGCCUGGAUCAACUGCCUGGAGGCAAUGAAGGAAGUCCAGAUGGAGUUUCCUGUCAACCUCAAGUUUAUGUUUGAGGGGAUGGAAGAAUCUGGGUCUGAUGGACUGGAUGAGCUGGUCAACAGCAGCAAGGAAACCUUCCUAAAGGAUGUGGACUUUGUAUGUAUAUCAGACAACUACUGGCUCGGGAAAAAAAAGCCUUGUGUAACAUACGGCUUGAGGGGAAUUUGCUACUUUUUCCUGGAGAUAGAGUGUUCCUGCAAAGACCUUCACUCUGGAUUGUAUGGCGGGACUGUACACGAGGCCAUGGUUGAUCUGGUGGGCGUUCUGGGGACAUUGGUGGACAGUAAAGGAAACAUCCUGAUCCCAGGAAUCAGUGACUCGGUCGCAGAACUCACAGAGGAGGAGCGCCAGAAAUAUGACCCCAUUGACUUUUCCUUGGAUGAGUAUCUGUCAGACACCGGCUGUCAUGCUCUGAUUCAUGAUAACAAACCAGACAUACUGAUGCAUCGCUGGAGAUACCCAUCCCUUUCAAUCCACGGAAUCGAGGGAGCAUUCAGUGAUUCUGGAGCUAAGACUGUUAUCCCAAGGAAAGUCAUUGGAAAGUUCUCCAUUCGCCUGGUGCCAGACCAAACCCCAGAUGAAAUAGAACGUCUUGUCAGGAAACAUGUUGAGGAAAAGUUCAUGGAAAGAAAUAGCCCUAAUCAUAUGAAGCUUUCGAUGGGACAUGGUGGUAAACCCUGGGUCAGCGACUACAAUGAUCCAAACUUCGUGGCUGGAAGAAAAGCCAUGAAAAAGGUGUAUGGUGUUGAGCCUGACUUGACCCGUGAAGGUGGCAGCAUUCCAGUGACCUUGACCUUCCAGGAUGCUACACAGAAAAAUGUCAUGCUGCUCCCACUUGGUUGUUCAGACGAUGGUGCUCACUCUCAGAACGAGAAAAUGGAUAUUGUCAACUACAUCCAAGGGGUUAAAGUGCUGGGUACCUACAUGGAUGAGCUUGCCAAGCUGUGAGUUUGUGGACAUUGUGAUUGAUAAACAUGGUGUGCCAUUUGAUGGAGUUCCCUGUGUGUGAUGUGUUGAAGAUUCAGGUUCUCUCUGGCAAUCAGCUGUCAGUGUUGUUAUUCAUAGUCGUUUCAAACAAAAAACUGAUGAUGGACCCCGAUAUAUUUUUUUCGUAAAGUAUUUUUUAUUAAACCUAGUAUGGUAGAACUUUGGUAGUGUAGUGUUAUAUUUUAUUAUAGAUUUAUUGUCAUGUUGGAUGUAGUGUCUGUAAAAAAUCUACAUUAUGUAGAAAAGUCAAACUUUGUGUGUAAGAUAAUGCAUUAAGAAAAGUUAAACUAAGCGUAACAUUCAGAAAAUUCAAAGUAAUCAGUAAAUUAAUCCACAUAUUACAGAAAAUUUAAAAUUAUAUAUAUUGUACAGAAAUUAAAGUUAUUUUGCAUAAAAUAAUCUACAAAGUGUUGAAAAAGUGAAUCUUAUUGUGUGUAAAAUAUUGGCUUUUUAAAGGUUAUAAUUUAUCAUUGUUCUACAUGUAUUUAGGCAGAUUUUAAUGAAUUGCCUUUCAUUGAGGUAUAUAAUUGUUUUGCUUAUUUAGAAUAACAUUGCUUAUAUAGAACAACACAAUUGCUGAAAAAUGUUUUGUUUAUAUACAUAGAACAAACACAGUUGCUUGAACAAUGGUGUGCUUUUAUAGAACAAUGAAAAAUGCUUUGCUUAUAUUUUAAUUUACAAAAAAACAGUUGCUGAAAAAGGAAAUGCUGAAAUAGGAAAAAAUGCCCUAUGUUCAUAUUUACUUUCAAAUACUGUACUAGUCCUUACAGACAAUUGUUUUGAAAACUCCACUAACGGUUACAUUGUACAUUGUACUUUUAUGGUAACUGUAACUUAGUUACUUAUUGUAAUGCAGUCAAGAAACUGGAAUAUUUUCUGCUGAGAAAUAAACUAAAAGUAUGAAUAAGGAAAUUAUAUCAAGGUCAGGAAACCUAGCAUGAGUAUCUGGAGAUAGAUUGUCUCUCGAAGUCUCUUGUACACAGUUGUUAUUGAUAUGUGUUUUUGAUGAUAAUGUGAUUUUUUAUAUUCAUUGCUAAUGAUCAUAUUGAAGACUGAAUGAUGUGAUUUCACGAUUUGUUUUUGAUAUAUAAUAUUUCAGCUCUGUCACAAAAAUUAAAAAAAAUUAUAUUUUUAA